AUGCACAUUCACUGCACAACAGUUAGGACACAGCAAAGAGAGAGGACAAAGCGAAAAGAGAGGACAGAGCAAACAGAGAGGACAGAGCGAACAGAGAGGACAGAGCAAACAGAGAGGACAGAGCAAACAGAGAGGACAGAGCAAAGAGAGAGGACAGAGCAAAGAGAGAGGACAGAGCGAACAGAGCGAACAGAGAGGACAGAGCGAACAGUGAGGACAGAGCGAACAGUGAGAACAGAGCGAACAGUGAGGACAGAGCGAACAGUGAGGACAGAGCGAACAGUGAGGACAGAGCGAACAGUGAGGACAGAGCGAAAAGAGAGGACAGAGCGAAAAGAGAAGACAGAGCGAAAAGAGAGGACAGAGCGAAAAGAGAGGACAGAGCGAAAAGAGAGGACAAAGCGAACAGAGAGGACAAAGCAAAAAGAGAGGACAAAGCAAAAAGAGAGGACAAAGCAAAAAGAGAGGACAGAGCGAACAGAGAGGACAGAGCGAACAGAGAGGACAGAGCGAACAGAGAGGACAGAGCGAAAAGAGAGGACAGAGCGAACAGAGAGGACAGAGCGAACAGAGAGGACAAAGCAAAAAGAGAGGACAAAGCAAAAAGAGAGGACAGAGCGAACAGAGAGGACAGAGCAAACAGAGAGGACAGAGAGAACAGAGAGGACAGAGAGGACAGAGCGAACAGAGAGGACAGAGCGAACAGAGAGGACAGAGCGAACAGAGAGGACAGAGCGAACAGAGAGGACACCGCAAAGAGAGAGGACACAGCAAAGAGAGAGGACACAGCAAAGAGAGAGGACACAGCAAAGAGAGAGGACACAGCAAAGAGAGAGGACACAGCAAACAGAGAGGACACAGCAAAGAGAGAGGACACAGCAAAGAGAGAGGACACAGCAAACAGAGAGGACACAGCAAACAGAGAAGACAGAGUGA
Pelobates cultripes (western spadefoot toad) is the source of this 936-nucleotide messenger RNA. The record is from the annotation of a GenBank genome assembly. Lineage: Eukaryota; Metazoa; Chordata; Amphibia; Anura; Pelobatidae.